UGUUGAUUACAGGUUAUGUUUCCAAAUCAGCGACUAUGCAUUCUUGAAACAAGUAUUUUGUGAAUUAAUUUAAGAUGAUUUUUAAUCCUAGUUUAAAAGUUUUAAGUGUUUUAUUUCACACAUGCCUCCUCUUCCUAAGAGCUCAAGCUAGGCGUUCGGCAGAAUUUGUCACCUAUGGAUCUGUCCUUAAACUCAUGAAUCCAGAGUUUGAAGUCCGCCUUCACUCUCAUGACAUCAAAUAUGGAACAGGGAGUGGUCAGCAGUCGGUGACAGCUACAAAAUUGCAAGAGGAUGUAAAUUCGCAUUGGGCGAUCACCCCCGCCAUGGCGCAAUAUCGUAGUAGAGGUGAUGCUGUCAAAUGUGGAGACAUAAUCCGACUGCUGCACCUAGAAACAAAGAUGAAUUUACACUCCCAUCUCUUUCCAUCACCACUUUCUGGAAAUCAGGAGGUGUCUGCUUAUGGUAAAAAUGGAGAGGGUGACUCUGGAGACCAUUGGGAAGUUUACUGUGACACAGGCGAUUGGCUGAGGAGAGACACGAUAAAAUUAAGACAUGUAGACACAAACAAAUUCCUUGGUGUCAGCUCCAAAGUUUACAACCGUCCUAUCACUGGCCAGUACGAAGUUGCUGGAUUCGACUCAAGAGUUAAAAAGAGCAUGAUCUCAUGGAAAGCAAUGGAAGGAGUCUUCGUUCAUCCAAAUGAAGAGUUCAAAGCGCAAUUCAAUACAUAUUCACAUCCUGUUCACACAGAACUGUAACUGUACAUUCAUUCCAUUUUAUUUUAAGGUACUUUUAAUUGAAACCUAGUCUUUAGUUUGUAAAAUCUGGUUUUUUAUUGUUUAUAUGCAAUUUGGGUACUGUUUCCUGAUAAAGUUUAAGAACAUAAAAUUGUCCUCCAAGA
Bemisia tabaci is the source of this 901-nucleotide messenger RNA. Its product is annotated as stromal cell-derived factor 2. NCBI's taxonomy places the organism in Eukaryota, Metazoa, Arthropoda, Insecta, Hemiptera, Aleyrodidae. The record is from RefSeq and is a predicted model, not a curated record.